Messenger RNA from Ochotona princeps (American pika), 2919 nucleotides. RefSeq names its product potassium channel tetramerization domain containing 3 (gene KCTD3). The coding region runs from base 273 to 2726 and encodes 817 amino acids. NCBI's taxonomy places the organism in Eukaryota, Metazoa, Chordata, Mammalia, Lagomorpha, Ochotonidae. Gene Ontology annotation, molecular function: protein binding. The transcript has 18 exons. The record is from RefSeq and is a predicted model, not a curated record. Gene Ontology annotation, biological process: protein homooligomerization.
UCGCGUGCGGCGGCCGGAGGCUGAGGAGAGGUCCGCGCCAGCCGGGCGGUCUGGAGGCCGCGGGAGGCGGAGGCCGGGCCGCGGUCGCGCGCCGGAGGAGCCCGGGAGAAGAGGCGGACGCUGGGAAGGUGGGGGAGGCUCGGCACACUUCCCGGCCUCCGGCCGCCCCGCUGGCCCUGCAGCCGCCGCCGCCGCCGCCGCGGGCUCCCGCCCCGGGCCUGGCAGCCCCGGCCGGGGAGGCGACGCGGCGUGCGCGCCCGGAGCCUCCCGAGAUGGCGGGCGGGCACUGCGGCAGCUUCGCCACGGCGGCGGCGGCGGGCAGCGGCGAGAUCGUCCAGCUGAACGUGGGGGGAACCAGAUUUAGUACCUCAAGACAAACGCUUAUGUGGAUUCCAGAUUCUUUUUUUUCCAGUUUGCUGAGUGGAAGAAUUUCAACCCUUCGAGAUGAAACUGGUGCUAUAUUCAUUGACCGAGAUCCAGCAGCAUUUGCACCCAUUUUAAAUUUCCUUCGGACAAAAGAACUAGACCUGAGGGGAGUGAGUAUCAGUGUUCUCAGGCACGAAGCGGAGUUUUAUGGAAUCACCCCAUUAGUGAGAAGGCUUCUGUUAUGUGAAGAAUUGGAGCGCUCCCCUUGUGGCAGUGUCCUGUUUCACGGUUACCUGCCUCCACCAGGUAUUCCUACCCGUAAAAUAAACAACGCAGGCAGAUCCUCUGCUGAUUCUAGGAAUGGACUAAACUCCACAGACGGGGAGGCCCGGGGAAACGGAGCACAGCCCACUCUCCCUGGAACUGGGGAAGAAGCCGUGAGGCUAGGAUUUCCUGUGGAUCCUCGGAAGGUGCUAAUAGUAGCUGGCCAUCAUAACUGGAUUGUAGCCGCAUAUGCCCAUUUUGCUGUGUGUUACAGAAUCAAAGAAUCUUCAGGAUGGCAACAAGUGUUUACAAGCCCAUAUUUAGAUUGGACUAUUGAACGAGUGGCUUUGAAUGCGAAAGUGGUUGGAGGCCCACAUGGAGAUAAGGACAAAAUGGUCGCUGUUGCCUCGGAGAGCAGCAUCAUCCUGUGGAGUGUCCAGGACGGGGGAAGUGGAAGUGAGAUUGGAGUGUUCAGCCUUGGUGUUCCUGUGGACGCGCUCUUCUUCAUUGGGAACCAGCUGGUGGCCACGAGUCACACGGGGAAAGUGGGAGUGUGGAAUGCUGUCACUCAGCACUGGCAGGUUCAAGAUGUUGUUCCUAUAACUAGUUAUGACACUGCUGGGUCAUUCCUUCUACUGGGAUGUAACAAUGGAUCAAUAUAUUACAUUGAUAUGCAGAAGUUCCCUUUGCGGAUGAAGGAUAAUGACCUUCUUGUGACUGAGUUGUAUCACGAUCCUUCAAACGAUGCUAUUACGGCUCUCAGUGUAUACCUCACACCCAAAACAAGUGUCAGUGGGAACUGGAUUGAGAUCGCCUAUGGUACGAGCUCUGGAGCGGUGCGUGUGAUCGUCCAGCACCCGGAGACGGUCGGCUCAGGGCCCCAGCUUUUCCAGACCUUCACAGUGCACCGCAGUCCAGUUACAAAAAUCAUGCUGUCAGAGAAGCAUCUGGUGUCAGUCUGUGCAGAUAACAACCACGUCCGGACAUGGACAGUGACACGGUUCCGAGGGAUGAUCUCCACUCAGCCAGGCUCGACUCCCUUGGCAUCCUUCAAGAUACUGUCUCUGGAGGAGACGGAGAGCCACGGGAGCUACUCCUCCGGAAACGACAUAGGCCCCUUUGGAGAGCGAGAUGAUCAACAGGUGUUCAUCCAGAAAGUUGUUCCUAUCACCAACAAACUAUUUGUGAGACUCUCAUCGACUGGGAAAAGAAUAUGCGAGAUCCAGGCUGUUGACUGUACUGCCAUAUCCGCAUUUACAGUGAGGGAAUGUGAAGGCUCCAGUAGGAUGGGCUCCAGGCCACGGCGCUACCUGUUCACAGGCCACACGAACGGUAGCAUUCAGAUGUGGGAUCUGACCACCGCUAUGGAUAUGGUUAGCAAAAGUGAAGACAAGGAUGUAGGUGGUCCAACGGAAGAGGAGCUGCUCAAGCUCCUGGACCAGUGUGAUCUCAGCACUUCUCGCUGUGCCACCCCAAACAUCAGCCCAGCAACCUCCGUGGUCCAGCACAGCCGCCUGCGGGAAUCCAAUUCAAGCCUCCAGCUUCAACACCAUGAAACCAUCCACGAAGCAGCUACCUACGGCUCCAUCAGGCCCUACAGGGAGAGUCCCUUGUUGGCAAGGGCACGGAGGACGGAGAGCUUUCACAGCUACAGGGACUUCCAGACGAUCAGUCUGAACAGAAAUGUAGACAGAGCUCUUCCCGAAAAUGGCAACUUGGGUCCAAUACAAGCUGAAGUGAAGGGGGCCGCCGGGGAAUGCAGCAUAGCCGAGAGAAAAUCUCCUGGGACAGAAGCAAAAAGCUUGAGAGAAUUGGAUAGUGGAUUGGAAGCACAUAAAGUAGCUGAAGGCUUUUCAGAAGCCAAGAAAAGGUCCUCAGAAGACGAAAAUGAAAACAAAGUGGAGUUCAGGAAGAAAGGAGGGUUUGAAGGGGGAGGGUUCCUUGGCAAGAAGAAAGUGCCCUACCUGGCAUCCUCCCCCAGCACAUCUGACGGAGGGACAGACUCACCAGGUACGGCAUCCCCAUCCCCCACAAAGACCACACCCUCUCCUCGGCAGAAAAAAAGCGAUUCUUCCGGUCAAGAAUACAGCUUGUAAAAACUCACCCAAGUGAGUACAGUGUUUUGCUAAAUGUAUGUAAAAGCUGUAACCAUUCUGGAUUUCAGCAUGUUCAUUUUUACACAGAAGCACUGGACUUCAUUUAGUAUCUUUUUAACACCAUUACCUGGAAUAAUCACAUCUCUCAAAGUGUUGGAAAUGUGGGGUUUUUGUGGGGGGGAAAGGGGUUCAG